Messenger RNA from Arabis nemorensis, 873 nucleotides. Lineage: Eukaryota; Viridiplantae; Streptophyta; Magnoliopsida; Brassicales; Brassicaceae. The record is from the annotation of a GenBank genome assembly.
AUGGAAGUUUCCGGCGUUGUUCUCCGACAAAUUCCGUCUGUUUCAAGCUCCAUCGUCGCCGAUGGUCGUUACUCCGGUCUCCGAUCUGAAAUUUCCGGGUUUGGUCUUGAUCCUGAAGCUGGUUUAGUUGCUGAGAUUCAGAACAAAACGAUCUCGGAAGCAACAGAGAUUUUGGUUAAGCAGUUAGAACAGUUGAAAACAGAGGAGAAGCUAUUGAAGAAACAGAGGAAAGAAGAAAAGGCUAAAGCUAAAGCUAUGAAGAUGAUGGAUUCUUCUGAGUCAUCUUCUUCUUCGUCUGAAUCGAGUGAUAGUGAUUGUGGUAAAGGAAAAGUUGUUGACAUGAGUUCUUUUAGAAACAAGGCUGAAUCGGUUCUUGAGCCGUUACAAGCGGAAGGUAAUGUAGCAACACUUCCUAAGAAAGCCGAAGGAGAUGCGAAUUCUUGCAAGAAAACUGUUGAAGCAUUGGAGCUUGCUUUGAUGCAAACAUCUACUGUUUUUCCUUCAAUGGCUAAUCCUGGACAGAUAUCGAAGACGGUAGAAGCGGUUUCCGUGGUUGGAUUGCCAUUGAAGAGAGUAGAAGUUUGUAUGGGAGGAAAAUGCAAGAAAUCAGGAGGAGGUUUGUUGUUGGAUGAGUUUCAAAAGGCGAUGACGGGUAGGGAAGGAACCGCUGUGGCUUGCAAAUGCUUGGGGAAGUGUCGAGAUGGACCAAACGUUAGAGUUAUGAACGAGACUGAUGCGGUAAUGACUGAUUCAGUUAGGACACCGUCCAAGACCGUUUGUGUAGGAGUUGGGUUGCAAGAUGUUGAAGCUAUUGUGACAAGUUUUUUGGGUGAAGAAUCCAGCAGAGAAGGACUUGAUUAUGUCGCAUAUUGA